Molecule: messenger RNA, 2068 nt
Organism: Mya arenaria
Lineage: Eukaryota; Metazoa; Mollusca; Bivalvia; Myida; Myidae
Exons: 8
Coding region: 148-1062 (304 amino acids)
Source: RefSeq, a predicted model, not a curated record
UAGGAGUAAUUUAUAUAACUAAUAUAGUUUCUUCUUAAGACGUGUGUACAGUCUUUGAAUGAAUUUAUUACAGCCAUAUAUCCAAAUGCACUCGUAACAAAUCUAUUUUGAAAGGGAAGGUAAAACAUCGGGAGCUAUUUGUCGACUAUGGACAGGUAUCUGCAAACGCUUUUACUUUUUUGUGUGUCCCAAAUAGGACUCACAGGAUCUUCCUUUGUGUCUGAGACCUGCUCCAAUGGCACAUAUCAACUGGACAUCGGAGUUGACAAUUCUGAGAACGGUGGAUCGUCCGUAUGUACUUGUCCAGAUUGGAUAGGUACAACAAGAUGUUGCAAAUUUUUAGAGAAGUUACGACCACUAUUGCCUACCUGUGAUCCACGAUGUGAAAACGAAGGAGUCUGCAUCGCCAACGACACGUGUGACUGUGUGAAUGGAUUUAUCGGUUCUAGAUGUCAGAUAGGAAGUGACCUGCCCGAAGGUUUACGUCCCCAACUACACUUAACCCUACCAGAGAACGAGUUGUACGAGGACCUAUCUUGGUACGAUGCUCCACCAUACUCCUGGUCAAAUAAAGCAUGUUUUAUAAAAAUUGUGGCACAGAACGCGCCCGCGGAGACCUUAUUUUCUGCUGAGAGCAGUCGCAUGGAUGUUGUACCCGGCUCAUUUGGAAAUUUUACUUCGGGAGUUAUCAAUGAAAAUGGAAGUGUUCUCGGUUCUUCACGGUUUGCUUGCAUGCAGGUGAGGUGUCCAAGCGCUUCCCUCGAAGGAAUUCCCUUUGACGUCAGAGUUACAGUUACUGCGUCUAUGUCGAUCUGUAAGCUUUCAACGUCGGCUCUGAGUGGGGACGCUUACAGUGUUGAGCGUUUGGUUGAUGGUGAUGUCGCUCACAUUGAUCUACAGAAUGGCGACAACUAUGGCUCCAAAUUUGGAGUGUACAUGUCGUCCGGUACCCGCAAGAAGGCGCUUUACCUGGCCCGAGAGGCGUGCUGCAGUGGGAACGAGUUUGUGAUUACAGACAUAGCACCAGACAUGGGUGUGGCUCUCCACUAUACGUGCGCAUAAUAAGACAUCACGGACAUAGUCUUACAAGUUCAACUCUACCUACUCAGUGUUGCAUGCGUUAUCUUUCUUCCAUGUGUUUGUCAAUUUAAUUUUUGUCAUUGGUCAUUGGUUUAAACAGAGUCGUUGUCAGGGGCGCAUCCAGCAAUUAACGGUAGAGGGGGCGUAACUUAGGGGAGCAACCUUUUGGCAUACGCCCCUACCUCGGAACCGAAAGUAUACGGCAUAAACUGUUUGCAGGGGGGUAUGAGGUGACUCCCUUAAAAUAAACAAUUUGUAGUCGGAAUUGGAACAUUUUUAGCGUAUUUUAUCACUUUUUUUCUCUCAUAUUGAAAUAAGAAAGUAAACUUAGACGAUUCAAGAGGGGGCGCGCGCCGGGUAUGCCCUUCUCUUAAUCCGCUCUCGGUAGUAUUUUGUUUAUCACCGGAUAUCCUACACGUUAUUUGGCUGUAGUGUUAUAAUAUUGGAACAGACUCCAGCUUAUCUGAAGAAAUAUCCUUCAUGCAACGCAAUUUGAAUUUGUAUCUAUAAACGAUACUUCAAUGAACGCAAUCUCAGUUUGUGGAUCCACAUGCUGUCUUACAUUUCUUAAUAAGCAUAUUAUUCAUGGUCCAUACCAAUUACAUUAAAGUGACACUCCCAUUCAAAAUCAAUACAUACACUUGCAUAACAAACAUAACUAUUUGAGUGAUAAACCUUUUACUACUUACUAAAUAAUGCAUUAAUGGAAUAUAUUAAUUACUGACAAUAAGAUUGUAACCGUGUAUUUAAUAGCAAAAAGCGCAAAAACAAUAAAUGAUUGGUGAAUGCUAAAAGAUAUACUGUGGUCAACUAUAUUCUCAUAAGGUAGCAAUACCAUGUUCUUUGCACAUUUCUUUCAAAUUAAACUUGGUAUCCUUCAUAAGAACCAUUGUUUUUGACAUAUAUUAAACUUUUUUGGAAUAUCAAAACAGUACUAUAUUAUUAACUUUAGUAUAUCUUAUUUGGGAGUAAGAGUGCAUCUUUAAGG